This is a messenger RNA of Solea senegalensis (Senegalese sole), 2439 nucleotides long. It is a transcript of the gene trmt10b, whose product is annotated as tRNA methyltransferase 10B. The record is from RefSeq and is a predicted model, not a curated record. The transcript is spliced from 9 exons. Lineage: Eukaryota; Metazoa; Chordata; Actinopteri; Pleuronectiformes; Soleidae. Gene Ontology annotation, cellular component: nucleoplasm; nucleus. The coding region runs from base 1 to 1194 and encodes 397 amino acids. Gene Ontology annotation, biological process: tRNA N1-guanine methylation. Gene Ontology annotation, molecular function: tRNA binding.
AUGAACGCAACAGGAAGCCGCUUCUGUCUCUGGUACUCACGCGUGAUUUCUUCCUAUUUUAUCCUCCUGUACACAUUUAUAUGUCGUUUUCAGUUCGUCAUUGAAAACACCGAAUGUCCAGGUAAUGUUUGUGAGACGAGUCGACACGAGAGAAGCAGACAAAUGGCGCAUAUUCCCUCAGCAGAGUGUGACAUGCAGCUGAAUGGAGUUUCAGAGGAGAUGGACCUGCUUCACAUACAAGUGGAGGCUGAUGUGGUGGAGGAGAAGCCUGGGAGAGAAGAUGCACUGUGUUCAAGGAACGUGUUGAGGAAGCAGCGAAACUGGGAGAGGCAGCUCGCUGUGAAGAAGGGCAAGAGGAAAGAGGAGAAGCAGAGGAAGAGGCUCAACCGUGAGCGGGAGUCUGGCGCUAGUGUUGACGUUCCUCAGUUUACCAAACGGGUCAUGAAGGCCAUGACUAAAGAGCGCUUAGCUGAGGCUCAGUCCACUGGACUCAAACUCUGUGUGGAUCUGAGUAUGACGGACAGCAUGUCUGACAAGGAGAUUAGUCGAUUGGCCGGUCAGUUGAGAAGAGUGUAUGGGUCAAACAAGAAGGCAGCUCGACCGUUCCACCUGUUCCUGACAGACCUGAGGGAGGACAGUCGUCUUUACAGAGAGUGCAUACGAAAGAAUGAUGGCUUCCUGAGCUACAUGUCAAAAAAAUUGGAACAGGCCUCAGUCAGAGGAUCUCAGGGUGUGAACAGGAUGAUAGUCAGAUGGAAAUCACAGAUGAAAGUUUUCUGGACUUUUUCCCGACAGAAACUGUUGUCUACCUCUCCCCAGACGCCGAACAAGGUCCGAAGGUUUUGGAUUCAUUUUACAGAUGAGUCAGUUGUCCUCACACUGGAAACAAUGGAUGCAGAAAAAGUUUAUGUCCUUGGUGGUCUUGUGGACGAAAGCAUCCAGAAGAAGCUGAGCUUCACACGGGCCUCAGAACUGAGCGUCCACACCGUGAGGCUGCCCAUUGACGAGUAUAUGGUGAAGAAAAGCAAUGCCAAAAAUUUCCAUUCAAAGAUCCUGGCGGUUAAUCAAGUGUUUGACAUUUUGCUGACCUUCUGCGACACGGGCAGCUGGACGGAAGCCCUGCAGGCAUGGUUCCCUCAGGGGAAGGGUUAUGUCGUCGCACCAGAUGAUUCUUCCUCACAGAAGCUCUUUUGAAUGUACGAGAAGAGGGAAAAAAAAAACAAUUUUAGUGACCUGAGGGGAACUGACACACUGGGAAAAAUGCAAUGAAAGAUAAAAGUCUUCUUGGUCUUUACACUAAAACCAAACAAUGUCACAUUAUGAUGCUGGAGAUGAUUAUUAUCAGGGAUUUAAAGUCAUAAAACAGAGAAUACUGUGUGACAUUUACUCAGGAUUCACAAACAGUGAACAUUGUUACUAUUUAAAAAAAAAAUAUAUAUAUAUAUAUAUAUAUAUUAUAUUAUUUAUAAUUGUAGAGGGGAUGGCAGAUGUUUUAAGCUCAGAACAGAAAUUGAGAUACAACGGAGAAUGUAAAAACACAAGACGGUACCUCACUGUGAAAAAAGGUUUCAAGUUGGAUAUUCCACACGCAGACUCUUUUAAAACCAGCAGCCCACGCUUUCAUCAAACUAACUUCACCACAGGAAGUUACAGACUUACUUUUACUUUACUACAUCAGGUGUGGUUUUGUCAGAGGGAAAUACUCCACUCCGAUACGAUACAAACGAUACAAACUCCAGUGCAUGAGAGCUAGCGCGAUAAGUGCGUGUUGAACAUAGAGAAUGCUUUUAACAAACCUCGUAAACGUCAAUCAAAUAACUGAAUGAUUGUACGGACGUGUGAGGUUUGAAGAGCGAUGAGUGCAGUGAAUUACUACUUUUCCAUGUGCCUUCCUACAGACACUAUGUUUCAUUUAUGUUCUAUAUUUAUACUAUGUCUAUUUAAUGAACAUUUUGUUACAUAAAGCCCUAUAAACGUUCUGUAAACGUAACAUGUAUCAUCUCAAAAAUCAGGCUGAUUUAUAUUUUUAUUUCCCCUAUUUUAUUAUUCUUGUUGGGUUUUCUUUAAUUGCAUGUACCAUUCACUGAAUGUUGUUUGCUAAUUAAAGCAAUGGCUGCACAUGUACAUACAGACCUUAAACAAUUUGUGUCAUCUGAGGUUUGAAUAUUAUCAAGACAGCAAGAACACACUCAAAGGUUGACAAACUGAGAAACGUCUCAAAUGACUUCACACUAUAACUGAGCUCACCACCAGGGGGCAGAUAUUCAGUUGUGCAUACGUGACAAUUCAGAUCUCAAAACUGCUGUCACAAAUUCAUUUAUUAAAAAGAUUCUUAGCACUCGCUGCCUUCAAAAUGUAUGACUAGUGUCUUAAAGGUGUUGCAUUGUAACGCAGCUGUAAGAUCCAAUGCACAAAAUAAAACUCAUUUCACAUCAUAAA